AAACGAAGCCGGAAUGAAUCGUAUCAAUAAUGAAAUCGUAUGAAUCUUUUCUAAGUGACUCUUAUCUAAGUGACUCGCCAAGGCAGUGCUCAGGGGGUGACAUUUAUUCGGGUAAACAGAAUGAAAUCAGUCAGAUGAUAAUAAUCGUCAUUAACAUCGCUUACAUCUACACAGUAUGAAAGAAAAAAAAAAGUAAAAACUUUUCGUAGAAAAGAAUCGAAUCAGAGAGCCGAUUCGCCACAUCACUAGUGGAAAGUGAUUCGGCUCAUAGGUGAUGAAGGUGAUCAGUCAAGUAAUGCAUCAGCUCUUAUCUUUCUUAUCUGUUAUCAUUCUAACCUGGAAUACAGACCAGAUCCUGUACAGUAUUUAUAACAUGUGUAUUACAGUGUAACAGGAACUCUGUAGAUGUUACUGCAGGAACAUGUUCCACAUUACAGACCUACCAUAAUGACACUUGUUAAUGGAUUCGGAGCAAAAAAAAAAACGUUUCGCUUUUUAUUUAUCAUCUGUUUCUUUGUAGGUGUAAAAUGUGGAGGAAUCCUGGCUCCUUCCUCCAGCGGCAACAUCUCCAGCCCGAACUUCCCGGGUCUUUAUCCAUACGACGUUGACUGUUCCUGGUUGAUCGUGGUGUCCGAGGGUUCGUCCGUGCUCCUGACGUUCCACCACUUUGAGCUGGAGUACCAUGCAGACUGCGCCUACGACUACGUCAAGAUCUACAACGGCGUCUCGGAGGACGAAGGCAACCUCCUGGGGAAGUUCUGCGGAGAUGCCACACCGCCUCAGUUCAGCUCAUCUUGGAACAUCAUGUCCAUCAUCUUCCACUCGGACCGCCACGUGGCACGCACGGGCUUCCUGGUGGGAUACAGGAAAGAUACGUGUGGCGGUGUGUUGACGGGAAUCUCAGGGGUAAUCUCCAGCCCAGGUUACCCGCUCGAGUACAGUAAUAACGCAGAGUGCUCGUGGAUGAUCCACGUGUCCAAUCGCAGCGUCGUCACGCUGGACUUCCUGGACUUCCAACUGGAGAAUAACGAAGGCUGUAACUUUGACUACAUCGCGCUGUUCGAUGGACCGACGGUCCAACACCGUCACAUCGGGAACUACUGCGGAAACAAACGACCGCCCAACACCGUCUCCACGUCCAAUCAGCUGCUGGUCGUGUUUAAGUCAGACUUUAAUAUUGGAGGACGAGGAUUUAAAGCUCAUUAUUACUCGGCCGAGUGCCAGAAGGUGCUGAAGGCCAUCAGCGGGAAUUUCACUAGUCCCAGUUACCCCAACAUCUACCCCAACAACAUGAAGUGCCACUGGAGGGUGCAUCUGCCCCCGGGCUACAGGAUCAAGCUGUUCAUCCCACUCAUGGAGCUGGAGGAUCAGAACAGCCUGACCAACUCCUGCGAUUUCGACUCCGUAGCCGUGUACGAUGGUGACAGUGAGACAGAUGUCUCGCUGGGACGCUGGUGUGGGGCUGAAAGGCCUCGGCCUCUGACGUCGAGGGCAAAUAAACUACUGGUGGUCCUGAACACGGACCGGAACGUCGCGUUCAAGGGUUUUUCUGCUUCCUAUACCGGAGUCGUACCGGUGAACGUGAGCUGCACCAGAACCGAGUUUCAGAUCCAGAUCUCCCAGCAGGCUUUGCCGCAGCUGGACCGCGACAGCGUGUACCUCGGAAACCCAUCCUGUUCGGCUCAGAUGACGGCGACGAGCUACAAGAUCCUGGCUCGCUUCGUCAGCUGUGGGACCGCCGGUCAGAAACGUCAGAACGUCACCAUGUUGGUCAACACGCUCUACAUCGACUUCUCAGACGGAAAGCAGCAGAGCGUUCAGGAGUACGAGGUGCAGUGUGAUGCGCAGAGGAAGGUGGCGUCGGUGAGCAUCAUCUCGGCGGAGGAUCGGAUCCGGAUGAACGAACUCGCCCGACUCGCCGAGGAGUCCAAGAGCCUCGAGGGUGCUCAGAGAGCAGAGCCUGAAGCUCACGAGACCAGCGACAUCGUCUUCAUCAGCGUCUGCGUGCUGGCCGUCAUCCUCAUGCUCAUAGCCAUCGUGUGGCUUGUGCUGCUCUAGAUGCUCCGCCUGACCAGUUCUGAUUUCAUCUCGAUCUGUAACUCGGACGUACCGCAGACCGCAGCGGUGUUCUGAUUGGUCGACAGGCGUCGAUUGUUUCUCUCUGACAGAAGCACAAGUUUAUAUUAACGUGCUCGUCCUUAUACGUUAUCGUUUCUAUAGCGACGGCUCGUUCGCAGGGACAAACACCGAAGGAUGUGUAGAGAACAAAGUCCCGAGUGUCAGCGCCUUGUAGAGGUCAGAGUUGAAGCUGGGACGUUAUCAGGACGGACGCGUUUACGUUACUUUGUGGUUUCUCUGUGACGCGUCGAGCCGAUUUAUUUAUUUAUUUAUAUUUAACAAAAAAAAAAAACACUGAGUCACAAAAGCACAUUCAGGUUCAUCCCAAAAUAAACAAAUAAAUAAGUAGGUAAGUAAAUAAAUAAAUAAUCGUUUAUGAUUAAAAAUCCAUUUCUAUUUUAAUGAUCUUAUGGUUUGUGUGUCACGUAUAAAAAGUAUUAAAAGCUGUGGAGCAAAAAUAUAACACGAUAAUAACAAAAAGAUGAAAUAAACCAAAUGCAGAUGAUUAGAUUUGUGUUUGUAAAUAAAAUCUAUAAAUGUGGUUUAUAUUUAAUCUGUUAAAAACUAUUUAAAACUAUGGAAAAUAAUAAACAAUAAAUAGGGCGUGUGUGUAUCUGAUCUGCGUGUGUGUAUGUCUGUAUGCGU
This is a messenger RNA of Tachysurus fulvidraco (yellow catfish), 2763 nucleotides long. It is a transcript of the gene cdcp2, whose product is annotated as CUB domain containing protein 2. NCBI's taxonomy places the organism in Eukaryota, Metazoa, Chordata, Actinopteri, Siluriformes, Bagridae. The transcript is spliced from 5 exons. The coding region runs from base 406 to 2058 and encodes 550 amino acids. The record is from RefSeq and is a predicted model, not a curated record.